Cannabis sativa is the source of this 2133-nucleotide messenger RNA. RefSeq lists its product as uncharacterized. Gene Ontology annotation, biological process: regulation of mRNA processing; spliceosomal complex assembly; protein phosphorylation. Gene Ontology annotation, molecular function: ATP binding; protein kinase activity. Lineage: Eukaryota; Viridiplantae; Streptophyta; Magnoliopsida; Rosales; Cannabaceae. The record is from RefSeq and is a predicted model, not a curated record. The transcript has 4 exons. The coding region runs from base 167 to 1867 and encodes 566 amino acids.
GCUGCGAAAUUUAAGAAGAAGAAAAGAAACUUCUUUCUUUACUCAUCUUUCCUCACAUUCCACCCUUUUUAUUUAUUUAUUUAUUUAUUCAAAAAUUAUUUAUCUCUUAAUCUCUUUUUCCAUAACCACAAAAUCAAAGCUCCAAAACCCUAGAAUUUGGGGGAAGAUGGAGGGCAAGCGUGAUGAUGUUGAUCGAACGGAGAGUAGCGAUUACACAUCGGAUGACGAAGGAACCGAGGACUACCGCCGCGGUGGCUACCACGCCGUUCGAGUCGGCGACGCCUUUAAGAGUGGUCGAUAUGUCGUUCAGAGUAAGCUUGGUUGGGGACAUUUCUCUACUGUUUGGCUCGCCUGGGAUACUCAGCAAUCUAGAUAUGUAGCUUUGAAAGUGCAAAAGAGUGCUGCUCAUUACACCGAGGCUGCGAUGGAUGAGAUAAGUAUCUUGAAACAAAUUGCAGAAGGAGACCCAGAAGACCAAAAAUGUGUGGUGAAGCUUUUGGACCAUUUUAAGCAUUCAGGUCCAAACGGACAGCAUGUUUGUAUGGUUUUCGAGUACUUGGGUGAUAACUUGUUGACACUUAUUAAGUACUCUGAUUACGGAGGUUUGCCUUUACAUAUGGUUAAGGAGAUAUGUUAUCAUAUUCUGGUGGGAUUGGAUUACUUGCACAGACAGCUUUCUAUUAUACACACCGAUUUGAAACCAGAAAAUAUACUGUUGGUGUCAACUAUAGACCCGUCUAAGGAUCCUAGAAAAUCAGGUAAUCUUCCUAUUCUUCUGAAUAGUAUAGAUAGUAUGAUUGCAAUGGAUUCUGGGGUUGGAAAAGAUUCAAAGAUAUCAAAUGGGGAUUUGACUAGGAAUCACAAGAAUAAUAUUAGAAGAAAAGCUAAGCAAGCAGCUCAGGGUUGUGCAGACAAAGAAGUAUUAGGGGAAGCUGAUAGUGACCCGGUAACAUCUGAUGCAGGAGAGCCAUCUACCAAUGCAAAGUUGAAUGCGGAUUCAGUGGAAGACCAUCCUACUAAUUCUGUUAACGUGAAUAAUAGAUCAUCAGAUGCUGAUGGGACAAAGGGCUCAGGCUCAGGUUCUGAAAAUCAGGGCAAUCGGAGAGGAAGUCGCUCAACAAGAAAAAAGCUUUUGGCUUCAGCUGACCUAAAGUGCAAAUUGGUUGACUUUGGGAAUGCUUGUUGGACUUAUAAACAGUUCACGAAUGAUAUUCAAACAAGACAGUAUAGGUGCCCGGAGGUGAUCUUAGGAUCUAAAUAUUCUACUUCAGCGGAUCUUUGGUCUUUUGCAUGCAUUUGUUUUGAACUUGCAACUGGUGAUGUGCUCUUUGAUCCUCACAGUGGCGAUAACUUUGAUAGAGAUGAGGACCACUUAGCACUGAUGAUGGAGCUUCUUGGAAUGAUGCCCCGGAAGAUUGCUUUAGGAGGUCGUUACUCUCGUGAUUACUUUAACAGAUAUGGUGAUUUGCGGCAUAUUCGUCGCUUGCGCUUUUGGCCCCUGAACAAGGUUCUAACAGAGAAAUACGAGUUCAGUGAGCAAGAUGCAAAUGACAUGACAGAAUUCCUGGUUCCCAUCCUUGAUUUUGUUCCUCAGAAGCGACCAACUGCGGCCCAAUUGCUUCUCCAUCCAUGGAUCAAUGCAGGCCCUCGUCUCUUGGAACCAUCUAUUACUAUUACCUCUGAUGGAAAUCAAGCUGAAGAUAGUGCCAUCAUUGAUGAUAAGAAAAGGGAAAAUGAUGAAAGAGAGGCAAUGGAGGUUGGAAUGGGCAAGAUUGCCAUUAGUUCGGAUUCUAAACCAGUGAAGGACGCCUCGUCUAUUGUUAAACCCUCCAUGCCAGCAGCAGCUACGAGUAGUUCAUAUAGGUAAAAAACUAGCUUACUUAUAUAUGAAUUGAUCUUGCUUCUCUCUUCAUAUAGUUGUCUAAAGUAGCUGCUUGUGUCUGGAAGAACAUGAUAUCCUUAGUUGGAUUGAUUUUGGGAGUUGGGUAUAUACUGGUGCUAAAUUAAAAUGAAGAAAUUGCUCUUGACAAAUCUUAUUUUCUCUCUUAUUGUGAGAGAAUUCUCUUGGCACAUUUAAGCUUAUACUGUACACCUACUAUAUGCUAAUAACAAUGAAAUGCGGGCUUUGCUACA